Molecule: messenger RNA, 749 nt
Organism: Podospora bellae-mahoneyi
Lineage: Eukaryota; Fungi; Ascomycota; Sordariomycetes; Sordariales; Podosporaceae
Exons: 3
Coding region: 36-749 (237 amino acids)
Source: RefSeq, a predicted model, not a curated record
CAACAUCAUCAACACUAACACCAACAUCAACAAAGAUGACACCCGAAUUUGAGUCCACCGUUCAAAAGGCCAUUGAGAAUGACGUCCUCCCCGGUGCGGUGAUGCUCGUCAGGUCAAAAGAUGGAAAACUCAACUACACCCACUCCCUCGGCCCCUUGUCCCUCUCCCCUUCUUCCAGUCCAGCAAACAGCCCCCUCCAACCAGACAGCAUCCUCGCCAUGGCCUCCACAACCAAACUCCUCACCUCCAUCGCGGUCCUGCAGCAGGUCCAAUCAGGGAAAGUAGCCCUCGCGACUGACAUCUCCCCCCACCUCCCGGAACUGGCCGCCCAACCUGUUUUGAGCGGGUUCACCCCCGACGGACAACCAAUUCUGUCUCCACGAACAGAACCGAUACUGUUAAAACACCUCCUGACCCACUCGUCAGGCUGCUCCUACACCUGGAACAACCCCGACGUGGUGACCUACCUCACCACCAUCACCAACAAGACCGUCCCCGUCCCCUUGACCCCGGUCGGGGGAAGUACAGUGCCCGAGCGGUGCUCUUACCCGUUGUCGUUCCAACCCGGAAAGGGAUGGGUCUACGGCUCGGGACUGGACUGGGCGGGUUUGUUGGUGGAAAGGCUCUCUGGUGUCAAGCUGGAGGUUUACCUGCAGGAUAAUAUCCUGUCAGUGUUGGGGAUCAAAAGGGGGGAGAUCACCUUUUAUCCUGCUCGGUACGACGCCCUCGACGGACGCCGAGCGGAAUGA